GGCGAAAGUGUGCCGCGUAUAUAAGACCAGGAACCGACGGCAAUCAGCAUCCAGUUCACUCCUGGACGCACCCGGAACAUCGCGACAGCAAAAAUGAGAAUCCUGAUUUGCGUGGCAGUUGCCGCCCUCGUGGUUACGACAGUAUUGUCGGAGGAGACCGCGAAAGUCGAGAAGUCAGUGGAAGCGAAGUCCGGAGGCGAGAAGAAGCAAGAGAAGCGCGGGCUAUUAGGUCUUGGUUACGGUUACAGCUAUGACGGUGGAUACGAUAUUGGAUCUGGUGGACAUGUCGGCCUCGAUCUGGGCGGUGCAUACGGUGGAUACGGCGGUGGAUAUAUCGGCGGUCACGACCACGUAAAGACCGUGACCGUAGUGAAGAACGUCGCCGUGCCAUACCCCGUGGAGAAACACGUGCCCUACCCGGUAGAGAAGCACGUGCCUUAUCCAGUCAAAGUGCCCGUACCGCAACCGUACCCGGUUGAGAAGCACGUGCCUUAUCCAGUCAAGGUCUUCGUGAAGGUGCCCGUUCACGUACCCCAGCCGUAUCCAGUGGAAAAGAAGGUUCCCUAUCCGGUUCACGUACCGGUCGAUCGUCCUUACCCCGUCAAGGUUUUAGUACCGCAACCUUAUCCCGUAGAGAAACACAUUCAUGUCCCAGUAAAAGUACCAGUACCGCAGCCCUAUCCCGUCGAGAAACCAGUCCCAGUACCAGUGAAAGUUCCGGUCCACAUACCUCAACCUUACCCGGUCGAGAAGCUCGUACCUUACCCAGUUAAAGUUCCAGUCGAUCGUCCUGUUCACAUACCCGUUCCCAAGCCCUACCCCGUGCAUAUCGAGAAGCACGUACCUUAUCCAGUCGAGAAGCCGGUACCCUACCCCGUGAAGGUUCCAGUUGACAGGCCGUACCCCGUUCAUGUCGAAAGGCCCGUGCCAGUUCCGGUUAAGGUGCCAGUACCGCAACCGUAUCCAGUCGAGAAGCCAGUGCCUUACCCGGUCGAAAGACCUGUGCCGGUAGCAGUCAAGGUCCCGGUCGACAGGCCGUACCCCGUUCACGUCGAAAAGCCCGUGCCUUACCCGGUAGAGAAGCCCGUGCCUUACCCGGUUAAAGUGCCGGUAGCUGUGCCGGUGCACCACGAACAUCACGGACACGAAAGCUAUAUCUCCGGUGGAUACGGCGGUGGAUACGAGGGUGGCGAUGUAGGCUACGGUAGCUACGGUAGCUACGGUAGCUACGGUGGCUACGGUCACCACUAAUAUCACAAUUCCCGGUUCGUUCUUUGUCGUCGUUGUAUGAGAAACUCUCCACCGCGCGCGACGACGGAUAACCGCGAGGAUCUUGUCUUAGUAUACGAAGAACCGAUUCGAAACGUUGCCGUGCGACGCAGCGAUAUCCGCCACUUUGUACCUGGAUCGGAUCGGGGACAAUCUCCGGUAGACGAUCGCGUAUCGGUCCAUUGUACUCCGAUUUCGAUGAUAAUCGCAACGAAGGCGCGGCACGGCAACGUGUGCCAGGAAGAACGAAUGACCAAUAGGAAUGUACUCGUCUUUAGCGAUCUUUGCUCGAGAGCAGCUCGCUUGUCUUACUUUUAUACCGAUAUUAGCAAAGUAUGUAUUUUUUUACAGAAAAUGAAAUAAAUAUUAUUGUAAAGUA
This is a messenger RNA of Formica exsecta, 1648 nucleotides long. Its product is annotated as proline-rich protein 4-like. The transcript has 2 exons. Bases 94 to 1251 code for a protein of 385 amino acids. Lineage: Eukaryota; Metazoa; Arthropoda; Insecta; Hymenoptera; Formicidae. The record is from RefSeq and is a predicted model, not a curated record.